AUGGACGGAGCACCAGAAGGAGGGCCUGUUGCGCGGUGGGCGUUGGCACUGCAUGGCGGAGCAGGCACCAUCUCUCGCUCAGUGCCCCUCGACCGCCGUGAGGAAUACCUCAAGGGCCUGCGCACCGCACUUGACACUGGCGUCAGCAUUCUCGCCCAAGGAGGGACGGCACUGGACGCGGUUGAGGCGGUGGUGCGGACGCUGGAGGACGAUCCACUGUUCAACGCUGGGCGGGGUGCGGUAUUCACACAUGACGAGACUGUGGAGCUUGACGCCUCCAUCAUGGAUGGGCGCACCUUAGCCUGCGGCGCUGUGUGCGGCGUCAAAACGGUCAAGAAUCCGAUCUCGCUGGCUCGGCUGGUGAUGGAGAAGACGUCUCACGUCCUGCUGUCGGGUGCUGGUGCCGAGCAAUUCGCUGCCGUGGUGGGCGUCGAGCGCUGCGAGAACUCCUACUUCUACACCGAACACAGGCAUCGAGCGCUGCAGCAGGCCAAGGCCACGGACCAGGUGCAGUUGGACCACUCGGGUCUGACCACCGUCGAUUCCAAGAUCUCGCCUGCGCAGCUGGCGGGCACCAGCGCAGGCGGCGUGUCGCCCACCGCCGACUCCGCCGGCGCCGGCGCUGGCAGCGACGAGGCGGCGCACGUCAAGGGCACCGUGGGGUGUGUCGCUCUCGAUGCGCAGGGCAACCUGGCCGUGGCAACCUCGACCGGCGGCAUGACCAACAAGCGGUGGGGCCGGGUGGGCGACUCGCCCAUCAUCGGAGCCGGGUCCUACGCCAACAACAAGUCGUGCGCCGUGUCAUCUACCGGGGCCGGAGAGGAGUUCAUUCGGCACGUGGUGGCCCACGACAUCGCGGCACUCAUGGAGUACGGUGGCCACAGCGUCGCGCAGGCUGCCGACCUGGUCGUACACACCAAGCUGGCCAAGGGCGAUGGGGGCGUGAUCGCGGUGAGCAAGGACGGAGAGGUGGCGAUGCCCUACAACAGUGUGGGCAUGUUCAGGGCUGCGGCGGACAGCAACGGGCUGCACACGGUAAAGAUAUGGGAGUGA
Messenger RNA from Acanthamoeba castellanii str. Neff, 1053 nucleotides. Its product is annotated as asparaginase. The record is from RefSeq and is a predicted model, not a curated record. NCBI's taxonomy places the organism in Eukaryota, Discosea, Longamoebia, Acanthamoebidae. The transcript has 6 exons. The coding region runs from base 1 to 1053 and encodes 350 amino acids. Gene Ontology annotation, molecular function: hydrolase activity.